CGUCGUGUAACACCUUUCAUUGUAUUGACUAUUGACUGAUUCUGAACACAGAGAAUAAUGUAUAAAGUUAAUUUAUCGUAUUAUUGUCUUAGUUCUUGUUAAAAUAUAUAGUAGUAUGUUUUAGUUUAAGUGGAAUAAUGCCUCCGUUUACGUGAAUGUGAAAGAAAGCAGCCCGUGGAGUGCUACGCGGCCAUUUUACUUGCAAUGCGGCAACGGUGUACGAUCCGCCAUUGGAAACGGCCAGUGUCUUUUUCUGAGUGCAAGAUUUAUAUUUCGUUGAAUAAAGCGGCGUAGAAACCACGGAUAACCAUGUGUGAUAAAAGUGUAGUGCGGACUUUAGUGUAGUGAAGCACGGUGGUCGGGUGUUUCGAAUAAUGUGUGAACGAUGGAAAACGAAGUGAAGCAGCGCAAUCAGAGAAACAGGCGAAGGGAGCGGGCACAGCGCAUGCAAGCACAGCGAGAGAGCAAAGUUAAGGAUGGAGACAGCGGCGAGGACGAGUCUCCGACGAGAGAGAAGCCGCCUCGUCCUCCUGCCAGGAGGAAAAAGUCGCGGGAGCCGCUGGGAGAAGAGGAUAUCAUCGAUGGUUUCGCCAUAAUGGCAUUUCGCACAUAUGAAGAUCUCGAGAUAUUGAUAACACUUAGUUCAAAAUACGUAAAGAGAGUCCUUAUAAGAUGUGCCAAGUGUCCCAAGUGGCGAGAAUCGCGAUGUCGAUGCGGCGCCGACGUCAGGGGAUAUUCGGCGGCGGGCGGCUGCGGGGCGGUCGCGACGUAUCUCGGCGAUCUGCCCGCGAUCGACCGCACAGCCUCUCGGCCAUCGCGAUCUAAUAGCCUGAAGAGUGCCGCAAGAGCCAAUGCUGCUGUAAAAUGCGCUUCCUCUCCUCGCACAAAUGCCCUGUCGACCAAGCCUCGUCUGCCUUUGGCGGCGCUGGCGGCCGAUUCAGGGCGAAAUCAUCCGCCCAACAACGUCAACUCUCAUGGUAUUACGCUGCUUCAAGACGCUGGUACGUCGGAUGACAGUGGACGGGCAUCAGAAAGACUCACUGGUAGUUCGGUGGCGCCUCGCGAUCCCGAUUCUUCCCGUGAUCGUCUUAGUGACUGUGAUAGCGAAGGCGACGAUGAUAAGGCAAGUACUUUGAUAUUAAUAUUCCUUCUCCAAACUUUACAGUUAAUUGUUCCAAACGAUAUUUACGAAUCGCGUAAAUUAAUUAAACCAGUCUUCAACUCCUCGACUCUUUGUGAGUUGGAAAAGUUGAAACAGAGCGUUGGAAAUAAAUGUCCGUGUAAUUCUACCGCAGCCACCAUAGUGAGGAUCAAAGAUUCUCCUAAGAACAAUGCAGAAGGCAGCAGCAAAAAGGAAAGCAAGAAAAAAAAUAAUAAACAAAAGAUUGAAGGUAACGGGUCGGUGACAGGCAACAAGAGUGAGAAGUCAGCCACUGCUGCUGUGAAGACGGACAAGGAAGGCAAAAGACCGUCGCCGACCAAAGAUGUGCCAGAGAAACAGGCAAGUCCCGAAAAUAGCAGAAAUGCUUCUCCAAGGUACCACGAUGCAUCAAUGGAAGAUGCGUCGGAUGCAGGCUCUCUUUUCCGGGUGGCAGGUGCGGCAGCUACGGGUGCAAGUGCCAAAAACGAACUUGUUGCUCGAGGCGGCAGCGGGGGCGCGCUCGCACUGUCGCGCGCGCCCGUCGGGGGCAGCGCCAGCCCCGCGCCGGCGCCGCUGCCACAGCCCGCGCCCUCGCCCGCGCCGGCAGCUCUACCGCCGCCUGCUCUCCCUCCGCCACCUUUCUGCGACACACCGCACAGGCCCAACGGCGCGCACAUACCGGCACUCGACGGUCACGCUGCAACACAAAUCCCAGCGCGACCGGUCGGCGCAGCUGGACCCGACACGCCCGAGCGACCCGCCAGCAACAGCAAGUUGCAGCCGGGCGCGAGAGCCUCUGCAGACAGUCCGACCCCCGCCCCUCCCGCACCUCCCGCCCCCUCUCCCUUAUUCCCUUCACAUACCGCCUAUCAAUCUCAGUCUCAAUCACACGCUGCCGCCGCGUUGCCUGACUACCGGCACACGAACCAUGAGACGCGAACCGAGCCGGCCGAGCAGCCCCCGGCGCCGCUGGACCUGCACACACACCACACAGCGCACCACCCGGCCCGGCCGCCGCACCUGGCGCCCAGCCCCGCGCAAGCGUCCCAUCCUAGUCUCCAGAGCCGCGUACCCCACUCGCAGGCGCAUCCAGUGAUGCCCGGCCAUGACGUCAGAAAUCAACCGGUCGUAGCUCAGACUCAUCCCUCCGUUCCUACCUCGUUUUCGAACCGCGUCAAUGGUGUGCCGCCAAGCGUAACACCACAUUCGACGCCGUCUUCAAUUCCGAGCUGUCUUCCGAGUCAAACUCUCACGGGACGGUCGCUCUCUCCGGCCGCGCCGACCUCUCGCCCCUACUCUACCCCGUCGAUCGGGUCUAGUCAUGUAAACUCCAGUAUAAGUUCCAGUAUUCACUCAAUAGCUUACCAGAGUCAGUCGAGUUUACAGAAACAUUCCGUUCAGCCUGUGUAUGCAAACCGACCGUCACAUCUCACACCCUUCAGCAUAUCUAACCACAUUUCAUCCAGUCAUAUUCCUUCUACGACAAGCCAAUCUUCAGUUCCCCUUAUAAAUCAUCCAAUAAACAGUCAUUCCGUUACGAGUCUUUCAAGUCAUUUACCUAUUGUCAACCCUAGUUCCUUACCAACGUCGACACCUAAUCACAUUGGUCCCCCUUCUACCUUAGCUUCUAUUACAAGUACCACGAUGUCUUCUUUCACCCCCAGCCUUAAGUCCCAUCCGGGUAUCAAUAUACCGCAACAGCCGACGUCUGUUGCGACACCAAUAUCGUCACAUUUACCUAGUAAUCACGUGGAUGCAUUACCCACAUCGAGUUGUACACCUACGGUGGUUACCCCGGUGUCGACAAAUAGCAGUGGCAACAGUAACCACCCUCUUCCACCUCCCAUAAUAGACUCGAGGCAACCUCCAGUAUCGUCUUGUGAACUGCCAGCUCGUACUGAGAGUCCGAUAGUGUCGUCUACUCUAGCUUCCAAUAGUUAUCCGCCCCCAGCAGUGUACUCCGGUUCAUCCUACCCUCCUUUGUAUACGCCGUAUGCCGCCACCAUGCAACACAGUCCUUACCUACCCCCUGCUGCGGCAUCGCCGAGAAACUCUGCUGACACGAGAACAAGUUUAUCAGCAUCACCUUUAGUCGCACCAAAAACCCCGAAGGGUGUUCGUCCUCACACGCCGGGCUCGACGGGCGCAGCUGGUGCAGCAAUCUCGUACUCUCCGCGCGGACACAGUCCAAACAGGGAACGCGAAAGUUUCAGCAGCAAUAUCGGCAGUUUGUCCCGCAGUACGCCGGCGUCCGCGGCGAGCUCUCUGCCGUCACUAGCGCCGUCGCUGGUCGCGCCACUAGUUGCACCGCUCGCCGCACCGCUAGCGACACCUUUAGCAGCACCAUUACCGGGUCCUCUGCCGGUAUCGCUGUCGGGUCCACUGCCAACACCACUGGUAGGUGCGUUAGGUGCACCCCUGGCGCCUACGCUGGGCGGGCCCCUGGCGCCUACCCUAGGCCCGGCCCUGUCGGCGCCGCUGGCAGCGCCCACGCCGACGCCGGCCGCGCCCACAGCACCGCACCUCACGCACUCGCUGGCGCCCGUACCCACCGUGCCUAGCAUCAGUUCUAGUGCCAAGCCGCCUGCGCACUGGGGGGUGACCAGGCCGACGGGUGCGGAGCGGCCUUCAGGUUUCGCGCCCGCUCCUCCAUUGUUUGGUGCUCCACUCCCACCACCUAAUCCCAAUCCGUUCUCGGCUGAAUCACUCUUUCAAAGCAGUCCGGGCGCAGAUCUGUUACGGCGCGAGCUAGACAGUCGGUUCCUGGCGGCGGCGGGCGCCGUGUCGGGCGGCGUGGCGGGCGCCAGCGUGCGCACCGAGAUGCACCACCACCAGCACCAGCACCAACACACGCACGUGCACCAGCACCCCGCGCCGCACGCGCCGCACGCGCCCCACGCGCCGCACGCCCCGCACGCGCCGCACGCGCCCCACCCGCCCCAUGCUCCGCACGCGCCCCACGCGCAUCCACAUCAACUACUCGUGCCGCAUGCGCCUCUGUUUAAAGACGUGAGCAAAAUGUCUUCACUAUAUCGGAGUGGUAUUGGACUUGGCUACCCGUAUUCAUCGAGUUUACUACACCCUACUGGACCCUACGUGCCUCCUACGCCACUUACCACAUACGCUCCGAAGAAAAGUGGAAAAUGGAACGCGAUGCACGUUAGGAUAGCUUGGGAGAUUUACAAUCACCAACAGAAGGAGAAGACCGGCGGUGGGGCCGCCGUGCCGGGCGCCGCCGACAAGGACAAGCUGCGAGCCUUCCCCGCCCCUGCGCCUCCCCCGCCCACGUACCGCUCGCCCUACGAGCUGCCGCCCUCGCCUUACCUGCCGCACCAUCCGCACCUAGGCGUGUCCCCCUUCGGACGCUACGGUCCCACGGCCUACCCCGGCGCGCCGCCCUUCGGGCUCACGGCGUACGGGCGCGAGCUGGCGCUGUCCUCCUCCUUGCAUGGCGUGCACCACGCGCCGCCACUCGGCGCGCUGCACGACGCCUGGCGCAACGUGCGCCCGCCCGCACCGCCCGCGCCCGACGCGCGCCGCGACCAUGAAGAGCGCGAGCGUGCGCGUCGGGAGCGGGACGAGCGCGAGCGGCGCGAGAGGGACGAGCGUGAGCGACGCAAGGCGCGCGAGCAGCGCGACCAGCGAGACCGCGACCUCGAGCGAGCACGCGCACGCUCGCCCCUCCGCAACGGUGCUGUCGAGGUCAAGGAUGAGCGCAAGGAACCUCCGCGUCAUCCGCCGCCGCCCUCGCUGGCUGCGUAUCCACCGCCCCCGCCGUGGGAUCCCUACCGUUCGUUCGAUCCGCUUCAACACAUGCGGUUCGCGCCGCUAGUAGAGGCGGCCAUACGAGCGGAAGAGGACCGUGCCAAGAUGCUGAGCGCCUACGCGCACCACCAGCAGAUGAAGUCAAGCCCACUACUGCACCGCGCGCUGCCGCCGCACGCUCCGUUGGCGCCGCUGGGGUCGCACGGGGCGCUGGCCCCGCUGGCGCCCCUGGCCCCGCCGCUAGCUCCCCUGGCGCCCUUAGACCUGCUCAAGAAGGAAGAGCCGCGAUGAUAGCGAUCAGGCGCAACAGCCGUGUCGCCGAGUGUGUACAUAGAGUAGCGUAAACGACGUCGCAAGUGAGAGUACGACUAAUUUAAUGUAUAUCGUUUCGCAUUAUCGGUUUAGAGAAUUAUUUAUUGUAACGUCGCUUACUGACGGUGUCGGUUCCGUCGGCCGGCCGUCUCGCCGGCUCGUUGUUGGGACGCUAAGGUAGUCGAGUGAGUGAGCAGGCGGCGAGGCGGAGUGAGAGUGGAGAGUGCGACGAGCUCGCUUUCUCUCUGUGUGCAAUAUUGGACGAGGACACUGGCCGCUCGUCGCCGCCGGCCUUGUACACUACUGCUUGUUUAUUUACAUGGAAAUAUCUAUCGAGUUGUUAUUGUGACCAUUAUUAGUUAAUUAUACAUGAAAAUUGCUGAUUAUUGUGAAGGAUAGGAUUAUCGAAAUCGCUAUCGAUAUAAUUAUACAUAUUUAUAUAUACUUAUAAAUAAACUGUAAAUAUUAGUUUGUAAAUUAGCGUUAAAGUAUAGAAUUGGUUUAUUUAACGUCAUACAAAAGAAAAUCCCAUAAAUUAUUAUUGCAUCGGGAGUUUAAUUUACACUUCCGUUAAAAAUCUCAAUGGUUUUUCAAUUGUACCAGUGGAGUUUUAUUUAUUUAUUUAUACUCCUAUUAGUGAACACAAUUUCAGGAAUAGCAGUUAUUUCGUUUAAAUGCAUUUAAAAUAUGUGAUAUUAUUGUAUUGUGAAAUACAUUUUGUCUGACUUCAAAGUAGUGUCUCAUCAGGUAUGUAGAUGUAACAGUUAUACAAUUAUGGCCGGAUUUGUAUUUAUCAGAAAUCAUGGUGUUCUCGGUUUAAGUAUUUGUGAGCAAGUGAAGUAAUCUAAAAUUAUUUGUUUAGCGACCUUAUUAUUAUGACAUGUACUAGUAAACUCUUAUGUGCCAUUGAAUCAUUAAUGAAAAGGCAUUGGGUCAGACAAAAUUGAAUUUAGGAUCUGUAACUACAGAUACAUUUAACGGUUUGUGUUCUUAAAAUCUCAGGAAUGACUCAGAAUUAUUAUAGUUUAUUCAAAAUCAUUCUGUAUACUAAAAGUAAAUGAAAGCUUGGUGCGAUUCAGAAAAUACCAUUAAAACUUUUGAUUUUUAUACCAACAUGAU
Messenger RNA from Spodoptera littoralis (African cotton leafworm), 6337 nucleotides. NCBI's taxonomy places the organism in Eukaryota, Metazoa, Arthropoda, Insecta, Lepidoptera, Noctuidae. The record is from the annotation of a GenBank genome assembly.